UGUGAAAUGCACAAUGUGUCGUCUAGCUGGGGACGUAUGGUGCCAGGUGGUCUCAUGCAAAGUCGGGAGUUACUCCUGAAAAGCCCGAGUUUUGUAUCAGAAAGAGAUCUGCAGUCCGACCCGGAAUCCGCCCCACAGAUCCGAUCUGUUGCGCGGUUUGGUCAUUUCUCCCUACGGGGCACACUCGCAGGGCCAUCGGAAGAAGGCGGGUCGGUGGGUUAGGUGGUGAACUCUUGGUCUCUGGCAUGAGAGAGAGAGAGAGAGAGAGUCUGGCUCCCCUGGAUUAAACAGCAGUCACGGUAUGCGCUCAGGGAUGUGUCAGACUUCAGAGCACCGCCCUCAAACACUGGACGCAGCUGCACGGAGAAACCGCUGCCUGUCAGGCUGACCGAGGCUCGACACAUUGCACACAACAGCUCGGGACCUCGUUUGACGGGAGACGCCGGAAGGCAGGAGACUUUGGAUCGGGUCGAGAUAUGAGAUUGGGCAUGAUGAUGCGGGCCAAGCUGAGGGUGUAGCCACAUCUGGCAGAGAGCGCUGAAGUAAGCAGGAGCCUCAGCACACCAAACCAUCUACUGCAGCAGGGAAGAUGGGAGAGACAGAGGAGGAGAGGGAUAAUGUGGGGAAGCUGUUUGAGAACUUCGUCCAGGCCUCUACCUGUAAAGGAACCCUUCAAGCCUUCAACGUCCUCUGCAGACAGCUUGACCUCAAUCCUACAGACAACAGCAACUUCUACAGCAGUCUGAAGGCAAAGGUCACCUCCUGGAAGGCCAAAGCACUAUGGAGUAAGCUAGACAAGAGGAUAUGCCAUAAGGAGUACAAGAAAGGCCAAGCCUGCGUGGGCAGCAAUUGCCUCAUCAUCGGAGGAGGUCCCUGUGGCCUGCGGACAGCCAUUGAGCUCGCUUUAUUGGGUGCCAAAGUUGUGGUGAUUGAGAAGAGAGACUCCUUCUCCAGGAACAAUGUGCUGCACCUUUGGCCUUACACCAUCCAUGACCUGCGGGGCCUUGGGGCCAAAAAGUUCUACGGCAAAUUCUGUGCCGGGGCCAUAGACCACAUCAGCAUUCAGCAGCUGCAGCUGAUCCUACUGAAAGUUGCACUCAUCGUUGCAGUGGAGUUUCACAUCAAUGUGGAGUUUGUCAAGCUGCUGGAACCUCCAGAGGAUCAGGAAAAUGAAGGGCUUGGGUGGAGAGCUGCAAUCCGACCCGCUGAUCACCCUGUGGCUAACUUUGAGUUCGAUGUUGUGGUGGGGGCUGAUGGACGCAGGAAUACUCUGGAAGGUUUCAGAAGGAAGGAGUUCAGGGGUAAACUGGCAAUCGCCAUCACAGCCAACUUCAUCAACAGGAACACCACUGCAGAGGCCAAAGUAGAGGAGAUCAGCGGAGUGGCCUUCAUCUUCAACCAGAAGUUCUUUCUUGACCUCAGAGAGGAGACAGGUAUCGAUCUGGAGAACAUUGUGUACUACAAGGACAACACGCAUUACUUUGUCAUGACUGCCAAGAAACAGAGCCUGCUGGACAAGGGAGUUGUCAUUAACGAUUACGUAGAUAUCCAGAUGCUGCUGAGCAGUGAAAAUGUCAACCAGGAAGCUCUUCUGUGCUACGCCCGAGAGGCUGCUGACUUUGGCACCAACUAUCAGCUUCCCACACUGGAUUUUGCCAUGAACCACUGUGGGCAGCCAGAUGUAGCAAUGUUUGACUUCACGAGCAUGUACGCCUCAGAGAACGCUGCUCUGGUCAGGGAGAGAUUCGGACACCAGCUGCUGGUGGCACUGGUUGGCGACAGUCUGCUAGAGCCCUUCUGGCCAAUGGGGACGGGUUGCGCCAGAGGCUUCCUGGCUGCCUUUGACACAGCCUGGAUGGUAAAGAGCUGGGCUGAGGGUCGGACAGUUCUGGAGGUGCUGGCAGAGAGGGAGAGUAUUUACAGGCUACUUCCACAAACAACACCAGAAAACAUUGCCAAAAACUUUGAACAAUACACCAUAGACCCUGGAACUCGAUAUCCCAACCUCAACUCCUCCUGUGUCAGGCUGCACCAGGUGCGUCACUUGUACAUCAGUGGAGAGCUGAAUUCCUGCUCUCUGGAGCGUGCUGCCACCAUACGACGGCCUGUCAAUCUCUGCAGACGAGAGUCAGAGAUCAGACCGGCGAGGCUUCUUACCUGGUGCCAGAAACAGACGGAGGGCUACAGGAAUGUGACAAUCACAGAUCUGACGUCUUCUUGGCAAAGUGGCAUCGCCCUCUGUGCCCUCAUCCACAAGUUUAAACCUCAGCUGAUAGAUUUUGAUUCAUUAAAUGAAGAAGACCAUGCUGCAAACCUCCAGCUGGCUUUUGACAUCAGUGAGCAGGAAUUUGGCAUCCGAUCAUUCACAUCUGUGAAGGAGCUGAGUGCUGGUGAUGAGCUGGAUAAGACCAGAAUGACCACCUACCUGUCUAAGUUCUAUGAGCUCUUCCGUGGAACACCUCUACCUGCAUCAGGGUCCAGAGGAGUGGAUGAAAACAAUGAAGAUUAUCCAUCUAAGGAAGUCAGAAGUAAUAAUAAUGUGCUCAAUCUUUCAGUGCCCAGGAAACGGGUACCAAAGGAUGAAAAGAGGUCAGACGGUACAGACCCCAUUUACAAAAGGAGACGAAAGUUCUGUUAUUUGGAGGAGGCCACCAAUUUGUCCAGUAAUGGCUCCUCAGUGCUAGAGGGGCGGGAUCCUAAAGAAAAUAAAGUGCGCUCAAUGGCUACUCAGUUACUAGCCAAAUUUGAAAGCACACCCAGCUACACUGUCCGCAAAACACAGUCAGACUGUGAGAGGUCCACCCCACUGCAAACUCUUGACCUGACUGAGAGUCUGCACAAAAAACUCAGGCCUCCGGUCCCACCUAAACCUCCUCCUGAGAUACAGUUUGAAGUCAGUAUCAGAAAAGCAGCAGAGAAGUUAGUACGCCUGCCACCAAAGACUCUGCCCAAACCCCAGUGCCAGCCUCAAUCCCAGCAUCCAUUUUCCAAAGUGAAGCUCAGACAUGUUGAUCAAACACAAACUGAGAUGAAGCUCCAGCCUCAGCCUGAGAGUGCAGACCCCCCUGCGUCUUCUCCCUCCUGCCACUCAGCAAUCCAAUUCAUGUCAAGAAUCCUCCAGCGCCUCAGGGAGGUGGAUGAACACAUCUCUGAGAAAAAAGCUCAGGCACAACAGACUAAAGAGUUUCACACAAAGAGUAUAAAGGAAAAAGCUGUUCAUCUUAGGGCGUUGUUCUCAGGAGACAGCUCUGCUGUACUCAAGGGCGGCUCAGUACAACGGGCGUUCCCCCAGUCAGGUGACAGGUGCCACUCAUGCGAGAGGCGUGUUUAUUUGGUGGAGAGGGUCUGCGCCGAGGGGCUCUACUUCCACAGGGAGUGUUUUCGCUGUUCAACCUGCAGCUCGGCUCUGCGACAGGGGGCGCACACGUUCGACUCUGAACAGGGGAAAUUGUACUGCAAACUUCAUUUUGAGCGGCGUAACAGUGGGACAAACCUACGGAGGAAUUUCUCUCUGCGCUCAAACCGUUGUGGAGUCGGAGUUCAGGAGCAAUGUGUUGCUGAUGGAGAAACUCCCCAGUCCAGCAGUGCAGCAGAGCUGCAGAGCCAACCUGCAGCAGGUACCUUCAGCUCGUUCAUACGGAAACAGCUGAGCUGGCCCCUGAGCAUGACUCGCACUGUGUGUAACGCCCCCUGGUAUCUGUCCUGCCGCGUGCGUAGUACAGCGCAGGCCCUCGUCGGCCACCUGAGGGACAACGCCCGGGACUACGCAUACCUGUAUGAGCUACUGAGCAUGAGCUUGCCCCUGCUGUUUGUUUUACAUGAGGUACUGCUGCAGAUGUACAUAGAGGCUGUGCCUGAUGGGCCGAGCUCCUUGCAGCCUCUACUGCUGUGGCUGCAGGAGCAUAUAGGGCACAGGCUCAUCUAGACACUCAGCAGACGCCAGCUGUUAACAUUUAACCUUGUAUAUCACGCCAAAUGCCAUUUAAUCUGUGGCUGAGGGGCACAUUAUCUGGAGUGUUCUUGUCAUAUUAUCAUUUGUAGCUGGGCACAAGCACCUUUAUAAUGUUUACUUGCCUUUUAUGAUGAUGAUACUGUAGUUACAGGGUUUUGGAUGUACUUGUGCAUCAGCCAAAGAAGAGACACUGCAGGGUGCUCCUGCAACUUUUUCCAGUUUACUACAGGGGGUUUGGGACAGUUUGUCAGAUAAAGAAAGCUGUGGCAGAUAAUUUUGCAGUGGUUAGAUGUGGAAACUGUACAGUACUUGUAGGGUUCAAAUAAGUUAAACAAAUAAAAUAAUAGUAGUUAAAAUGCAAAUAAAAUAAAACGGGCCCCAGUCAGUGCCUUAGAGACUGCUGAAAUGUCCAAUCAUCAUUGCUGUAGAAUUUAACCUUUUACAAACUCUCUUGGAAAAUGGAUCCUGUAGUUAAAAUUUCUUAACUCAGGUUAUGACUGACUAACGUGAUGCACUUUAUCUUUGGGAACUACCUUGUGCACGUAGCAGGAAACUGUCACAUUAGAUAAAAGCCUGGUCUCAUGUUAACGCUGACAACGAGGCAGGUUUGUUUUAAAUAUAUAUGCAGGUAUGUGUGUUUCACACACAUGUUAACAAUUUGCUAAUUAUCUUUUUAUACUCUGACCACUCCGUUUACUUUAAUGAACUGUUUUUAUUGAUUUUUUUUUCUUUUUUCAUUUUUUCUUCUUUCUUCCAUCCAAUGGAUGACACCAAAAAAAAAAUCUCACAGACAUGUUUGAUUCUGUGGAGUAUUUAGUUCUACUUUGCUGCCAUCUACUGUUGACUCUCAGAAAACCCAUGAAGGCAAAAUGAAAUACCCCCCCUCCUCUCCCUGUAUAACAUUACAAACAAUUAAACUUUAAAACAACUGAUUUAUGAAAUGUUUUCAGAUUUACUGUAGACAAUAGAAGCUGGUGAGCAUGCUGUGAUGUUCUUGAUUGUGCUUGCCACUCUUGCCAUGAUUUUAAAGCAUGUUGUUGGAAGAUCAACUGCAAACCUCUUUGACUGGAAGCCACACAGUUGCUUCCUAUUCAUAUACACUAUCUAACGAUGCUUAUGAAGCACUUUAGAGUUAUUUAGAGUGUUUUCUUUAACUUCAGAAAUAUUUGAAAAUGAUAUUUGCAGAGACUUCAGGCAUUAUUUAAAGUGUUUAUGGCAUCAUACUGUAUGUUGGACAUGCAAUGUGAUGUUCGUGUUUUGUUAUCAGCUACCUAAUGUUUCAUGAUGAAUUACUGAAUCUGCUGCAUGUAAUAUGAGCUAAAUGUUUUGUUUACAGUGCAGUACAGGUGGAAAGCUUCAGAGUUUUAAAAUACCAAAGAACUGUUUUCAUACACACUGACUGGACAGACUUAUACAUCUGUUAAACAAGACGAAAGUCUUGCAAGCUGUAACAUGUACAGUGUUGCCAACGUACAAUUAUCUCCUUCAUUAUGAAUGUCAGUAUUUUGCUUUGUUGCCAUAAACAUUUUCUACUUUUGUGCA
Molecule: messenger RNA, 5494 nt
Organism: Xiphias gladius (swordfish)
Lineage: Eukaryota; Metazoa; Chordata; Actinopteri; Istiophoriformes; Xiphiidae
Gene: mical2a
Product: microtubule associated monooxygenase, calponin and LIM domain containing 2a
Exons: 23
Coding region: 590-3925 (1111 amino acids)
Molecular function (GO): protein binding; FAD binding
Source: RefSeq, a predicted model, not a curated record